CCCUUUUUUUUUUUUUUGUCCCCUCGAGGAAAGGAAGGUUCCCGAAGGGAAAAAAAAAACGUCAUAAAGAGAUCUCUUUUCACUCUCCUUCGCCAACUUGGUCCUCCCGACCUUCCCCCUUCUCCAUCCUCUCUAGGAGACGCUCUCCUGGAAUACGAGAAUUUCCUGAUGAUUGUCUGAUUGCCCAUCCGUUUUCAUCAUGGGGAGAAUCAAGAAGGUUGCGAGCCAAAAACAUGAGGCUACUAUUUCCCCUUACCUCUCAGAUUUUGUAGCCCGUGCAAUAACUAUCCCGGUUCCAGAGCUUCCUUCGCACCUCAGCACAUUUUCUCGCAUAUGGCCCUUCCCCCGAGGUGAUCUGUAUCACUGGAUCAAUGUUCUGAAUCGCUUUGAUGAAAUUCUUGCUUCGGUUAUUGAACGGUACAACCUUGGAAAUGGCCCUCAAACAACGCCUUUUGGCAGAGGAUCCCUGGUACACUGUUAUACAAGCGAAGACCCCAAGUUAAGCCCGUGGGAUAUCGAGGCUAAACUUGCGGCACUGGGCUAUGGCCCUGACGGAGACAGGGAACUUGUGGAAGCCGUGCUCGACUUCUCGAAGCUUUUACUCGAGAAGUGCGGUAACCGCAGCUUGUACAAUAGCAGUGAACGCCUAGGGGAGCUGCUAAACACCACUUCGCUCUCCCUUCUGCAAUCUACGCUUCGUUUGUCGCUCUCUUUGGCACAGAGGUAUCAUUCUCGUCAACGAGGUGGCUCUCAUCUGCAGCAGAGCUUGCUGGCUGCUCAUUACAACAUUGAUUUGGAGAAACUUCAGAGAAUUGCAGCGCCUUUCCCACGUCCUGCUAUUCCCGGUUGUGCUUCUACGUCUCCCUCGGCCGGCAAAGGCAAGGAUAAAGGGCCCCAGACUACUCACAAUGCCAACGAUCUUACGUCUCUUAUACGGGAAACCGAUGCUUGGGAUGAGUGGGCCAACGUGCGUCUUCUCUACUAUCCGUCCGGCUCGACUGAGCAGGUCAAAUCGUCCCUGGAAAGUGACCUAGGUGGUUCGUCCGUGCAGCCUCCCUCCACUCCUACGCCCUUGCGCCGAAGCCAUACUCAUUCAACUCCUCGACUAAACCGUAUCCCGACGGCUGACGACUCCCCUGCGUCUGCUAUUAAUAUUCCCACUGCAAAGCCGGAAGAGACGCUCCGGGGAGGAACAACUCUUGGAGUGCCUGCCUCAAAGGUAUCUUCUUCGAAGGUUGAGGAUAUUAUCGCGUCACUUUCUGAGGAGGUGCCCGACGACUCAAAGUAUGAGUUACUUCAUAGAGUGCGUACUGCGAAAGCGCUGGCCACAUCCCGCUCAACCCGAGAACAAAUUCUUGCCAUUCGAAUUCUCGCAAUCACAAACCUGGCUUAUAUUUACCCUGAGCCACUGUUCCAGCAGAAAAUUCUUCAAUAUGAUAUGGAGCAGCCAAAACGUCUCCAACUCGCCUACCAGUUAGCCGAGGUGGUUCAUUUAGGAGCAAGUGGCGAUCUUAUGGUCCCCCGCCCAGUCCAGACAUUGGCUAUCCAAGCUCUUGAUGCUCUUGCAAAACACAAGGCGCGGGCUAUUGAUAUUUGUGCGGCACUGAGCGUGAACGUGAAUCAUGGAGUGCUGAUGUUCUUGACUCGGAAGGCUGUCAAUGAACUCGGCCAGGAUGAUAAUGAGAAUGACGGUGGCAACCAGGAUGAAUGGCGAGAUGCUCUGCUUGCCUUGCUGCGAACCCUUCCGGGAUCAAGCACUAGGACACCCGAAACUCUUGUAGCUGCUGGCUUAAUCCCCAUGCUUGUGGAUGUUCUGAAUCUUAGGACCGAGAAAGCCCGUCGCGUAUAUUCCCGUGUCAUGGAAUUCCUGGACACCUUCGUACAUGCUGUUCGUGAUGCAUUUGGAACGUUGACCUCUGCCAAGGGCUUUGAUGCAAUCUCAGACUUGAUUGAUUUCGAAACCAAGUCGUCAUUCGACAAUGUCUCUCGAGGAGCAGGAAUACCCGCCUGCCACAAAACCCCGUCCAUUGAUUAUCAAAUCCCAUAUUUCCAACAACAGACUCUCCGCUGGAUGUUCCGAUUUGUCAAUCAUAUCAUGCAGCACAAUGGCGGUGGUUUUGAUAGGGUUCUUCGGAAUUUGAUCGACUCCCCCCAGCUGCUUACGUCUUUACGUCUCGUUCUUGAGAACGCCCAAGUGUUUGGCUCUCACGUGUGGAGUAAUGCAGUUAACAUUCUUAGCAGCUUCAUCCAUAAUGAACCAACUAGCUAUGCCGUUAUUGCGGAGGCCGGUUUAAGCAAGAGCUUUCUGGAAGCUAUUACUCUCUCCAAUCUUCACCCUCCGAAAACCUCACCGGUUGAGAGCGAAGGUGCUCAACCCUCAGGGGCUGACAGCGAGGAAGAGUCUAGCAGACCAUCCGGUGUGGGUGCUGCAUCUCUCGCAACAGAGGGCCAAAAACCGUGGGAGUAUACCAUCGCCAGGCCAAAGGAUGCGCGACUAGCUCCAGGUAUUAUGCCCGCAGCUGAAGCUCUCUCCUGUAUUCCUUCUGCAUUCGGUGCCAUUUGUUUGAAUGGAUCUGGCCUGGAACUUUUCCAAUCAUCCCGCGCCUUGGAAAGCUUCUUCGAGAUCUUCGAAAAUCCGGCGCAUGUCAGGUGCCUUAUCAAGGAUGAGACUAACUUGGUUCGCACCCUCGGCACUACUUUCGACGAGCUAGUUCGUCAUCACCCAGCCCUGAAACCUUCCAUUAUGACUGCGGUUAUUGUCAUGGUGGCACGCGUUGGCUUUUUGUGUAAAGCCAAGGCUUGGUCUUCUGGCCUGGGCGCCAAGUUGUGGAAUGAGGACUCGCAGGGUAACCCGGUUAUUUCAGGGGAGCCUUGGCAAUUGCUCAAAGCUAUCGGCUUUGAUAUUCGUAAGCAUGGUGGAUCUGAUGACAUCCGAGAUUUUGGUGUUCCCUGUAUCAACUCUGAUGCCCUUCUUCCCAACGGCGGAAGAAUGAAAGUCGGGGACGUGAGCCAGCUUCUUCCGGCCCCAGGUUCUCAAGUGGAUCCUAAUGAUGUGGACGCGGAUGGACUUGCUACGACGGACUAUCUAUACCCUGUGUUACGGUUCUUAGGUGCUUUCUUUGAAAAUCAAUCUAACUGCACACACUUCAUCGAGUCCGGAGGUGUCGAAUUUAUUCUUGAUUUUGCGACUUUGCAGAGUCUUCCGUUUGAUUUCCACAAUACCGAUGCCAACCAGGAACUUACGGUCCUAGUGCACAUGCUCGCAGAAACUAAGCCCCAUCUUGUUGUCCCGUCUCUCCUCUCUCGCACCGAGUUGACAAUAGAUAUGCUCGCCGAUUUUUGGAAGUCAUCGAUAAACCAUGGAUUCUUUACUCCUCUGAUCAAACUUGAAAAGGGAAUUGAACGAAAGGAUGAGGAGCCUCCUAGCUCGACUGAAGCUCCUCUCAAGACCGCAAAAGACAAUGGGACUUAUUUUGCUAAACAUAUGGUAGCUGCCCUUAUACUUCUGGAUCUUCUUCGUGAAGUAUAUUCAAUGCCGUUGUAUCAGACACGGCCGAGCCAACAGACAUCCGCCUUUGCUCAGGCCAAUCUAGCAGAUCGAUAUACUUCUCUUGUGAAUAAGUUGGGCAGCCUACAUGCAGCUUGUGUCUGGGAAGAGAUUUUGCUGGAGAAGAACAUUCCGGAUACUUGGGAUCAAGCCACGAAAGUUCAACCGGUUGGCCCCGACAGACCUAUCGAUAGUCCAGCACUUUUGACAGAAGGGGGAUCCAACCCACCUGCGUCCGAAACCCACCAAGACGGGGGGGCUAGUACUACCAAUCCUACUAACCCACCCAAUACCCAGCAGGCGAGUGACAGUUCUACCAAAGUUCCCGAAGGUGGCGUAGCAUUCAAGAAUGUGCAGGCCCUUCGUUUCCUUCUAAGCUCUCUACCUUCCUCAAUAACAGGGUUUUUCCAUAAUCUGGGGCUUUGCCUCAUCGGAAAGAGAAGGAUCGAUCCCUACCAGAAGCAGAAUGCGACUAUGGUAGCUGAGGUUAUUGCAGGAGCCGUGCUUGAGCAACUACAGUUCAAGCCCCCAAAUUCCAGUGACAAUUCUAAGCUCCGCUUCGCCUAUCUUAUUGUUAUUUUGUCAUCUUUCUCACACUUGCUGUUUGAAGCUACUACAGAUCGUCAUCAUUCUCACUACCUUACACUCGUCCUGUUUGCAUUUAAGAGAAACGGUGGUCUGAAGGUGUUGAAGGAUGUUUGCGAUCUUUUCGUGCGCGAGAUCAAGGCUCUUACACCACCGAACUCGGUACCUGACUCCGAGCAAGAGGUCUCGGCACGACUGACAUCUGCUUACGGGGGUAUCAAGAUCAUUCUCAGCUUUUUUGCUGAACUUGCUGCGGGAAAGAAUAUCGUUGACUCAAGCCAAACACAAGCCAUGACAGGUGGCGACCGGGAUCGUGGCCGCUCCGAUUACUUCCAACCGGGCCAGUUCUUGGUAGACCUUCGAAUGGAGAUUUUGCCAAUGGCUAGGGAUAUGUGGAACUCAGACUUUGCAACCCAAUCUACAAGCUCCGUUGUCAAAUGCCUCGUUGAUAUUUUGCGCUCGUCCCUUGAUGGUGAAUACGAAACGGGAGCGGCCCGACGUGCAGACCCGCAAUCCGCCCUGGCAGAUGUCCAAAGAAAGGGCUUCCUAAUCAACCGGGAUCGCAUUGCAUCAUUGCGGGAGAAAGGAUAUGAAGCCCGACUCGCUCAAGAGGCUCUUUAUCGCUGUAAUAAUGUUUAUCUUGCUGCUGAGGAAUAUUGCAAAGCGCAAAACUCUUUGCGCGCACCCGAGCUCAUGCCACCGCCGCCUAACGAUAUCGAGUCGGUUCGUUCUAGUACGACAUCUGCUGGCGAGGCAUCGGAAGAUUCGGCUGUUGGGGAUGCCCCGUCCUUCGACGCAGGCUCAUUCUUAGACCGCUCAGCUCUGUCCAUGUUCUUGGCUCAGGCUACUGCGCGCCCCUCAGAGGAUGGUCGGCGUCAAGAUCAAGGCCAAGGUCUGCCUGACGAAAACGAAGUUAGACAAAACACGGAAUUUUUAACAAGAACCCUCACCCAAAUUCUAACAGAGCACGCGGAUGGUGACCGGGAUGAUGCCCCGAUCACCAACCCCCAGAACCCAGACAAUGCUCUUCCAAGCAGCUCUUCUGAUGUGUUUGAACAGCGCCCUGAACAACAACAGCCUACAAGGCGCCGUGAUUUAAUUACUGUUGAAGACCUUGAUAAAGAACGUGAGCAGGUUCGCUCGAAUUUGAUCGAAAGAUGCUUGGAUGUGUUGAACGAGCAUCAUGAUGUAUCCUUUGAGUUGUCUGACCUGAUUGCCUCUGCCGUUAAAAAGCACCGUGACCCCGAAAGUUUCCGAAGGGAGGUUGGUGAGCUUCUUGUUCAGUCUCUGGUCUCAUUACAGAUGGAGAACUUUCAAACUGCCGGCAAGAAAGUGGCUGCCUACGCCCAUCUAUUAGCGCUGGUUGCCCAGGACAGAGAAAUGUACACUGCUACCCUCGGUGAGCUCAAAGAGUGCUUCACAACCUUCCUUCAAUUUAUCACAGUCUCUCCCGAGAAAUCCCCGGACGAGUCGUUCCCUUGGGUGGGCCACGUACUUCUCGUGCUGGAGAAGUUGCUAUCAGAUGACGCUCAACCGCCUCAGAUCCGCUGGGCUCUCCCCGAAAACGAGAAUGCAAAUGCGGAUGAUGAAGGUCCCGCACAGUUAGAAGAACCGCUUGUGUCAAAGGAUGAGAAAACGCAACUGUUUGAAGCUCUUGUCGAGAUUCUACCUAGAAUUGGGAAGGAUGACACGUUGGCUCUCUCGGUCUGUCGAAUCCUGGUGAUUCUCACUAGAACUCGCAGUAUCGCGGCUCAGCUCGGUGAGAAGCGAAACCUACAGCGCUUAUUCGUCAUGGUUAAGCAACUUUCAAGCUCUACAAAUGAGAAGCUCCAAGGGGCCUUCAUGCUCGUUUUGAGACAUAUCAUUGAAGACGAGGACACUAUUCGACAAAUUAUGACAAGCGAGAUUGUUGCCAACUUUGAAUCCAAAUCGUCUCGUCAAAUCGACACCACUGGCUAUGUUCGACAAAUGUAUCAUCUCGUCCUCCGAUCGCCGGAAAUCUUUGUGGAGGUAUCCAACGAAAAGCUCAAAUUGCAGCGAUAUGACAGCCGACAGCGUCCUCAGAUUCUGACGCUGAAGUCAGAAAAGAAGAGCGGAUCUGAUACAGUACCAGGUCCCGAUGAUACUGAUGGUGCAGACAAAAACAGUGGCAACAAAUCCGACAAUGCUGUCGCCGAAGACAAGGAUAAAGGCAAGACAACAGAGCUGAAGCCUCCAGUUGUUGAGAACCCGGAUGGUGUUAUUCACUAUCUGCUUUCCGAACUUUUAUCCUACAAGGAGGUUGAUGACAAAGAGCCUCCGGCAGAUAAUCCAGAUCCUUCUGUUCCCGACCAGUCAGAGACUCAGACCGAUGUGGAGAUGUCAACCGAUGAACCCGCCCCUUCUGUCGCGAGCACGGAUGUACAGGGCACCCGUAACUCCAAGAAGUCCGAGAAACCUACUUUUAAGGCGGAUGACCAUCCCAUUUACAUUUAUCGGUGCUUCCUACUUCAGUGCCUGACGGAGCUCCUGUCAUCAUAUAACCAGACGAAGGUUGAGUUUAUCAACUUCUCUCGCAAGGCCGAUCCUUUGGCCUCUACCCCUUCGAAGCCUCGCUCUGGAAUCUUGAACUACCUCUUGAAUGUGCUUGUGCCUGUUGGUACUAUGGAGCACGAUGAAUCCGUCGCAUUUAAGAAGCGUAGCAAUACUUCAGCUUGGACAAUGCGUGUUCUUGUUGCUUUAUGCACUAAGACUGGAGAAUUUGGCGGCCAUGGGAGGCGACGUAAUGACCAAACCAAGAACGAAGAGGAUGAACCGGAACUUGCAUUCGUGCGAAGAUUUGCCCUCGAGCAUGCCCUGCGCGCGUAUAAGGAAGCGAACGCAUCUAACGAGCCAUUGGAUCUUAAAUAUUCUCGGCUGAUGUCGCUGGCUGAUCUUUUCGAUAAGAUGCUAAGUGGUUAUGCCUUUGUUUCCGGAGAUACUGCCUUCCCAUCUUCCACGAAGCAACUUGCCAAGACCAUGUUCGAAAAACACUUCAUCUCUGCUCUUACAGCGUCCAUUGCUGAGAUUGACCUAAAUUUCCCGUCUUCAAAGAGGGUCAUCAAAUAUAUCUUGCGUCCUCUAAAUAAACUCACACAGACUGCCGUCAUUCUAAGCGAGACCUCGGACAUCUCCACUCUCGGUGACUCUGAAGAUGACGAGAUUUCUUCUGCUACUUCUGUUUCGGACAUAGAUGAUGAACGAGAAGAAACCCCUGACCUCUUCCGCCACUCUACUUUGGGCAUGCUAGAGCCUCGUCACGAAGAGGAGACAAGCUCUGAAGAAUCCGAGGAGGAGGAUGACGAAAUGUACGACGAUGAAUACGGAGAAGAAAUGGACUACGAGGAGGACAUGCCGGAAGAUGAUGGUGAGGUUGUUAGCGAUGAAGAGGAUGAUAUCGACGGCAUGGGUCCUGUUGAAGGUUUGCCAGGCGACACCGGGAUGGACAUCGAAGUUGUUAUCGACGAUGACGAUGAUGAGGAUGACGACGACGACGAUGAUGAUGAUGAUGACGACGACGAUGAAGAUCCAUCCGAUAUGGAUGAUGACGAGAUCCUCGCUGGCGAGAUUACUGGCGAUCGGGACAAUGAGAGCUUAGACCAAGGUGAGGACGAUGAAUGGGAGAGUGAGGACAUGUCCGAAGACGAUGAAGAAGUCGAUAUUAUGAACCAGUUGGAGGAUGAAUUGGCCGAUAUUAGACAGUCAGGUCAGCGUAACGAGGGACAGCGCCUUGAUGAUAUCUUCCGUGCCCUGAAUGAGGCUGCAGGUGGUGUUGAAGAUCUUCACGCGGAUAGUUUGGGCGAUCUACACGAUGACAUUGUUGACGAUGAUCUGAAUGAAGAUGACGAAGAUGAAGAGAUUGAUGAGCUUGAAGAAGAGCUGGAAGACGCUGAUGAAGACCAAGGCUCUUACCAAGGGUUCGACGAUGACGAAGAUCUCAUUGAUCCUUGGGGCUGGGAUGGCGAGGAGCCUCCAUUGCCCCGCGGCCAUCAUCAUCACCGGUUCCGCGGCCCGCAUCCAACAUGGGCUGCAGUUACCGGAAUCAUGCCUAACCGUGGAAUUGUCCCUAUCCAACCUUACCGUUUGCACCGAACCCAAAUUCCAGCUCGUGGUAAUGAUGAUGGAACAAAUCCCCUUCUCGUCCGAUCCGAUCGGGGCCCCGAGGCAUCUGGACAGCGUCGUGGCACAGGAAACGAAGCAUUUACAGAUUGGGUACAUGGCAUGGAACCCGUUUCAACUGGCCGUUUGCUACCUAUGGACAGCCCCGUGAGCUUCAUGAAUGCUAUUAUGCAAGCCAUUGGUGGACAGAAUGCUCCUGGGUUUGGAGUGAUCACUCGUCCUGAUGGAAUUCAUGUCCAUGUGGAUCGACAUGCCAUUUUACCAAACCGAAUUCAGGAUAUUUUCGGGCUAGGUAGACCUCAGGCACCUCCAGCUCGGACACGUGAUGACCCUUCUCAAGCGGUUAGCUUUGCUUUGGCAACAACUAGAAGCCGUUGGCAAGAGGAGGCCCGCAUCCUGUUCAGCACCACUUACGUUGAAAAAACACAACGCGUGGUCAAUUCACUCCUAAAAAUGCUCGUGCCUCCGGCUAUCGAAGAAGAGAAGCAACGGGAGCGGCAGAAUCUCAUUCGAAAGCAAGAAGAGCGUGAACGGCAAGAACGCAUCUCCAAGGAGGAGGAAGAGAGAGAGCGCAAGCGUAAGGAAGAAGAAGAGAAUGUUCGCCAACAGCAAGAAAGAGAGCAGCAAGCUGCAGAGCGUCAAGUAGGAGGUAUUGUCCUAGAGCCCAUGGACAUUGUACAGCCACCUGGGCCCACUGGUGAAGCCCUCGCUGCUCAACAACCAUCCCAAGCCGGUACUGGCCCAGCUGAGCCUGUUCCUCGACUCCACACAACCAUAAGAGGCCAGCAAGUGGAAAUCACCGGCAUAGAAAUCGACCCCGAAUAUCUUGAGGCCUUACCUGAAGAGCUGCGUGAGGAAGUGAUAAUGCAACAGAUAGCGGAGCAGCGAUCUCAGGCUGCUGCCGCUGGUGAAGAACCUAGCGAAAUAAAUCCCGAGUUCCUAGAGGCCUUGCCCCCAGAGAUUCGGGAGGAGCUGCUGCAACAAGAAGCUGUUGAUCGUCGUCGUCGGGUACGUGAGACUGCACGUAGACAAACGACUACGACGACAACGACAGGUGGUACUCCUGCCCAUGCGGAAGAUAUGGAUGCGGCCAGCUUCCUUGCCAGCUUGGAUCCUUCUCUACGGCAGGCUGUUCUUGCUGAUCAACCAGAGGAAAUCCUCGCAACCAUCGGCCCCGAGUUUGUUUCUGAGGCCCGCGCUCUUCCCGGAAGAAGACUGGCACAGUUUGGUGAUAUUCCCCGAAUGGAUCAUCGCAACAGGAAUGAGCAAGCCGAUGAUCAAGAACCCAAGAAACAACAGCGCCGCCAGAUCGUUCAAAUGCUGGACAAAGCUGGUGUUGCUACCUUACUCCGGUUGAUGUUCAUGCCUCUUCAGGGAAAUGCUCGCCACCAGCUGAACGAUAUUCUUCACAAUGUUUGCGAAAAUCGUCAAAAUCGGAUUGAGGUGAUAAGCUUGCUUCUUUCCGUUCUGCAGGAUGGAAGUGCAGAUGUCUCCGCAAUCGAACGUAGUUUCGCUCAACUGUCUCUACGUGCCAAACCCUCGUCUGUCCAAAAGACUCCGCAGUCUGCCAAACGGAGUCUCGGCUUCCAAACUUCCUCAAAUGUCAGCAAUGAGGUUACGCCAAUCAUGGUUGUACAACAAUGUUUGGGAACUCUGUCAUUCUUGUCCCAGUACAAUCCCCACAUUGCAUGGUUCUUUUUGACGGAACAUGACCCGGCUUCGACUCUGAAGUUGAAAGCAUUCCGUAAAGGCAAGGCCAAGGAAAAUAAGGCUAACAAGUUUGCGCUCAAUGCACUGCUUUCUCUACUUGACCGGAAAUUGAUAUUAGAGAGCCCUAACUGCAUGGAGCAGCUUUCAAGCUUGCUCGGCAGCAUCACUCAGCCUCUUACUCUGCUACUCCGUCGUGAGAAAGAAAAGCAGGCGGAGGAAGAAAAGGGCAAGGAGCCUGAGCGCCCCGCGGAGACUGAACCAGAACAGCCGGGGCAACUGCCAGGAGCUACAGAACCUGCAGGCGCUGCGGCGGAUACCGCUAUGACCGAUGCUCCUGCUCCUGAAAUGACGGGGCCACAAACUACUGAGACAUUAGAACAGCCUCAAGACAGUACUUCAGCAGAACCCGACCCCGAUACUGCCAAGAGUACCACUGAAGACGAGAAGCAUAAGAGGAGGUCCAUUGAGCCGCCAGUUGUUCCUGACCAUAACUUGAAGCUGGUUGUUCAUAUCCUUGCUGCCCGCGAGUGUAACGGAAAGAUUUUUAGAGAUACACUUUCCACCAUCAACAACCUUUCGGCUGUCCCUGGUGCUCGAGACGUCAUUGGAAACGAGCUAGUCAGCCAGGCCCAGACUUUGAGCACUACAAUCCUGACUGACUUGGAUGAAUUGAUAUCCCAUAUUCACCAAGCUCACACUGGCACGGACAUGCAAGGCCUCGCUCUUGCAAAGUUCUCUCCCGCUAGCUCUGACCAGGCCAAGGUACUCCGCGUCUUGACAGCACUUGACUAUCUGUUCGAUCCAAACCGUGCGGACAAAGUCAGGGGAAGUGAAUCUGAAGGAACAGCACGGGAGGAUGUUCUCCAGACCUUGUAUGAAAGCUCGACUUUCGGACCGCUGUGGACUAGGCUAAGCGAGUGCUUGACCCUCAUCCGCCAGAAGGAGAAUAUGAUGAACGUUGCUACAAUCCUUCUACCUCUGAUUGAGGCACUCAUGGUUGUUUGUAAGAACACCACGCUCAAGGAUACUUCUAUUGCUCGCAAUAGCCGAGAGCUAUCGGUCUCAAGCACCUCAGCUGAUGGAGGCGUGAGCAUGGAGAGUCUCUUCUUCAAGUUCACUGAAGAACAUCGCAAGAUUCUUAACGAGCUGGUUCGACAAAACCCACGGCUAAUGAGUGGCACCUUCUCAUUGCUCGUCAAGAACCCCAAGGUCUUAGAGUUUGACAACAAACGCAACUACUUCACUCGCCGGCUACAUUCACGCGGAGCGGAGCCUCGCCACCCCCACCCACCUCUGCAGCUGUCUGUGCGAAGAGACCAGGUAUUCCUAGACUCAUUCAAAUCUCUUUAUUUCAAGUCAGCCGAAGAAUUAAAGUACGGUAAAUUGAAUGUCCGCUUCCAUGGUGAGGAGGGUGUUGAUGCAGGUGGUGUGACACGAGAAUGGUUCCAGGUUCUCGCACGCGGCAUGUUCAAUCCAAAUUAUGCGCUCUUCAUUCCGGUUGCUGCUGAUAGAACUACAUUUCAUCCAAACCGUUUGAGUGGCGUCAAUUCCGAGCAUCUCAUGUUUUUCAAAUUCAUUGGACGGAUCAUUGGAAAGGCUUUGUACGAAGGCCGAGUCCUCGACUGCCACUUCAGUCGGGCAGUGUACAAGUGCAUCUUGGGUCGUAACGUGUCCAUCAAGGACAUGGAGACACUGGAUCUGGACUACUACAAAUCUCUGCUUUGGAUGCUCGAGAAUGACAUCACGGACAUCAUCACAGAGACUUUCGCUGUUGAGACAGAUGACUUUGGAGAGAAGCAGGUGAUUGAUCUGGUCGAGAAUGGUCGGAAUAUUCCAGUCACCCAGGAGAACAAGGAAGAGUACGUGCAACGAGUGGUCGACUAUCGUCUCGUUGUUUCAGUCAAAGAACAAUUGGACAAUUUCCUCAAAGGAUUCCAUGAAAUUAUUCCCCCCGAGUUAAUUUCCAUCUUCAACGAACAGGAGCUUGAGCUCUUGAUCUCUGGUCUACCUGAGAUUGAUGUGGAUGAUUGGAAGGCCAACGCUGAGUACCACAAUUACUCAGCUUCGUCACCUCAAAUCCAGUGGUUCUGGCGAGCUGUGCGCUCAUUUGACAAGGAAGAACGCGCCAAGUUAUUGCAGUUCGUCACCGGUACCAGUAAAGUGCCUCUCAAUGGCUUCAAGGAACUUGAGGGUAUGAAUGGUGUCAGCCGUUUUAACAUUCAUCGCGAUUAUGGCAACAAGGAUCGCUUGCCAAGCUCGCACACAUGCUUUAAUCAACUGGACCUUCCAGAGUAUGAUAGCUAUGAGACUUUGCGACAACGCUUGUAUACCGCCAUAACUACUGGUAGUGAAUAUUUCGGCUUUGCAUAAGUCGAUAAUUAUACUUUUCUAAUCACCGCCGAUGAUGAUGCCUCACUAAUGGUUCUACGUUGAAUAUCUGGGUUCGUCGAUUCAUUUUACAUUCUGUGUUACCUGCGGUGUCCCUUUUCCUCGUUCUAAUGCCCAAGCAUUUGACGGCGUUCAACACACAUGUCUCUUCUUUACAUCACUUAGUCUGUUUGUAUGUACAAAUCUGGUCUUUUUUUUUCCCCUUUCCUUUCUUUCGUUUCAGGAAGGAGUGAUGGUGAACUGCUACCGAUCCUAGUCGAAGUGCAGGUCAGCUGGGGCCGGGAAUGCAGGUUAUCAUUCAUUGUGCUUUUGUUUUUCUUUCAUAUACUUCGUUCGGCCGUGUCUUUUCUGGAAUCAAAAGCGUUUUCUGUUUAUUAGGACCCCGUCACACGUAGGGUAAAUCUGUCCAGUCAGGUAAAUCCUUUUUUACCCUGUAGUUCAAGGCU
Molecule: messenger RNA, 12813 nt
Organism: Aspergillus ochraceoroseus IBT 24754
Lineage: Eukaryota; Fungi; Ascomycota; Eurotiomycetes; Eurotiales; Aspergillaceae
Gene: tom1
Product: E3 ubiquitin-protein ligase TOM1
Exons: 6
Coding region: 200-12349 (4049 amino acids)
Biological process (GO): positive regulation of protein catabolic process; protein polyubiquitination; proteasome-mediated ubiquitin-dependent protein catabolic process
Molecular function (GO): ubiquitin-protein transferase activity
Source: RefSeq, a predicted model, not a curated record